Hypomesus transpacificus is the source of this 1889-nucleotide messenger RNA. It is a transcript of the gene sync, whose product is annotated as syncoilin, intermediate filament protein. The coding region runs from base 506 to 1600 and encodes 364 amino acids. The record is from RefSeq and is a predicted model, not a curated record. Gene Ontology annotation, cellular component: intermediate filament. NCBI's taxonomy places the organism in Eukaryota, Metazoa, Chordata, Actinopteri, Osmeriformes, Osmeridae. The transcript has 5 exons.
UAAAAACAUCACCACAAGCUCCACAAGUUAAUUCGUACCAUCCGAAUGUAAGGGCUCAUCAAGUAUUCAAGAUCAAGGGUGAUCAAAGUGACUCUAGAUUGCCUUGUCUGCUCAGUUGAAAUACACGUUAGAUGGACUUGCAGGCCAUAACACGCCUAAAUAUAACCCCUCUCUGGUACACUGACAUGUUCAGACAUGCGUCAGCGAGUACAGCUAUAACAUCCAGACCGUUUCAGCGUCCCAGUUACCCCAUGUGGGGGUGAGAUGGUCCACCACAUGGCUAGGGGAUCGCAUUUCCUUACUCCAUCACAGUUAUUAAUAAACACGAACAGAAGCACUGUUUUCGAGGAGACAUAACAACACAGCUGUCUUGGGGAGUCUCAGGAUUACCAUCUGCUUGUUUUAUGUUUUUUUUGUUUUUUUACAGAAAUUGAUAGAAAAGGUUUAAUUUCUUCUUCUGUUGGUGUGGAACGUUCUUCUUCUGUGUUUUGCUGUCCCUGCUCGCAUGUCUGCUGAGGGUUCCUGGAAGGGGGGAGAGGUUGAUUUCCCAGAGGACUCUCACCCAGAGGGGAUACUGGAGGGUGCUGGGACAGACUGUGUGUGCAGCCCCCUCAGCGAUGGGGUCAGCCUGAUCCAGGGGACCAUCACAGAGAUGGUGCAGUCAGCGGAGAGACAGGCUGAGGAGGCCUGGGCUUGGGCAGCAGGGGGUUUGGACAGUGUGGGACACCUGUUUGAGGAGUGCAUCAAGGCGGUCUCCCUCCUGGAGGCAGAGAGGGAGAUGUUGGUGCAGGAGUGGCUCCGACCGCAGCAGCAGAGGCUGCAGGCUGUGGAGGCCCUGAGGGCAGAGCGAGGCAGGGGGAAGCAGCAGCUCUCACUGGUGCAGCUCAGCCACGCCAGCCUGCAGGAGCAGGUGGCACAGGUGAAGAGGAAGCUGUUUGUCACGACCAGGGACUGCAUUCAGAGUCAGGUGACUCUGGCUACCCUGCAGUAUGAUGUGGCCGAGUUCACGCUCACACAGGAGGAGCUGCAGUCUCAGGUCCAGAGCCUGGCGGAGGAGGCAGCCCAGCUGUGGGAGGCCCAGCGACAGCAGCUGAUCUUCCUGAGGGACCAGGCCAGGAGGCCCAGCCGGCCCCGCGCCUCCAGCGACCUGACACACGUCCGCAGGGCCUCGCUGGCCCUGCAGCGGCGCCUGAGUGGCAGCAUGCGGGCACUGGAGGGCUGGUACGAGCCCCGUCUGCUGGCUCUGCUGCGGAGGAGGCAGGCUGGGGAGGAGGCCUUGAGGAGGACCAGGGAGGCGGGGGAGGACCUGGAGGCCCGGCUGGGGCCGCUUAGGGAGGAGACAUGGAGUCUGCAGCUGCAGAGGGCGUGUCUGGAGGAGAGGAUGGCCCUGAGGGAGGGGGAGAGGGAGGAGAGUGUGGCACAGCAGAAGGAGAUUGUGGAGACAUUGGAGGACACCAUGAGAGAUUUAAAACUGGAGCUUGAGGUUUUGAAAAAGUCCAAAACAGACAUGGAGAAAGUGACCAAUGACCUUUUAAGAGAGGUGGACUUUCAAAGACGCUCUGGUGACGUGUGUGAGACCACAGAAGAACAGGAUGCAUGAUUAUCACUACAAACGAUGACCUUGCCUAUGAUCACCAUUAUCUGCUCAUCCUCAAAUGGAAAUACCACAAUCUUGCCAAUAUAUUUUAUUAUGAACACAUAACAACAGAGGACAUCAGAACACAACAUAGUUGUGAAACAAUACAGUAACAGACAUGGUAGAUAAUCUAUCCCAAGAAAAUAAAGGGAAUGAAAAGGACAAAUCUAUGUAAAAUGUCUUUAAAAACGUAACUGUGUGGUGUACUGUACUGUUUUGAUUAUCGUUUGUACCUACUCAGUAAAAAGAUGAC